AAUGUAACAGCCAAUUAAUCUUUCACGAUCGUGCAUAUUAUUAGCCCUGUGUAAUUGACUCAAGUCACAUCUUAAAAUGACAUUCUUCUCAUAUUUGUCUACAUUUUAAACUGUCAGAUGAAUGUACGUGUAAUUAUGGACCGAGUUAGAUACUUUACAAGUCUAGGUGUUUUCUAUUGAGCACUGAUCAAUGACUCUGCAUUCUGCAAGAUGUCGGACUUCAAGGCCAAGUACCAAGCACUGCAAAUCCUGCAGCGCCUGGCAUCUGGUGAGAAACUUCCUGGCAAGGAAAGAAGUCCAAGCCUGUCGCCACGGAAACCGGGCAUCAGGAAUUCAGAUGAUAUCCUGAAGGAAAAAUACAACGAGCUUGCGGAGCUGGUGGCUCUCCAGCACCUAGAGAAGCAAGCUGUGUCGGCCCUGCAGAAGAUGUACGUUAGUCCGCCAAAAGGGGAAAGGAGAUCUAGGACAACGAGGAGGAGGAGAAAGGAUGGAGAGACGAAGAGAAAGGAUGGAGAGACGAAGAGAAAGGAUGGAGAGACGAGGAGAAGGAGGAAGGAGGAUGGUGAGAGAGAAGAAUCAAAGAAGCAGAGGCCGAUUUCUGCUUCAUCCUCCUCGUCUAACUCGUCGCAUUCUUCGUCUGCAUCAUUUGCCUCAAGGACAUCUUCUAUGUCGAAUUCAUCAAGGUCAUCCUCAAUGACAAGUUCAUCAAGGUCAUCCACUAUGACAAAUUCAUCAAGGGCAUCAUCCAGGUCCUCAAGGUCAUCUACUUCAUCAAACUCCUCAAGGACAUCCUCAAUGUCAAAUUCAUCAAAGUCAUCCACACGGUCAAAGUCAUCGUCCACCCCGAAGCCUGUCGAGAGGCACUUUGUCACUAUCGUAGAGGAGGAGGAGGAAGAGGAGGUUAUCGAUCAGGAUGCCAUCAAAGAAAGACAGAUUGUCCAAUUUGAUGAAGAGCUUGCUCAAGAGAACGAGGAGGAAGCAAAGCAGAAGAAAGAUGCGUCUAAACGAAUAAGGAAAGUUUCCUUUGUCCUGGAAACGCAGGAAAAGAGUAGCGAUGAUGAGGGUGGUAUGGAGGAACAGAUUGAGGACAUCCUUGAUGGAGAUGAGAGAUUUGUCCCCGGAGAGGAGAGCUCGCCUUCUUCUUCUAGGCAGCAAGGAAACGAUGGAGAACAUGAUAAUGCUGGAGAUCACACGCCACGCUACAUUGAGAUUGAGAACAGUUUACUGAGAGAAAUUCUUAGUCCAAGGUCGCCUCGUCGUGGAUAUAAGUUCUCGCAAAGGUCAGAGGAAAGGUCACCGACUAGGGAUAGAUCAAAAUCACCAAAGCGGAGGCAACAGAGUCCGUCCCCAAAGAAGGCAUGGGAAGUACCUCUUCCACCGAGACCUGUUAAAGACAUUAAUCCAUGUGAUCAUAAGCUGAGUAACACAGAUAAUCCUGAGAUCAAAAAAUGGUUGCGUCACAAGAAUGCUCUGAUUCGACGGGAGAGGAAGGCAGAGCUGAAGGAAGAGAGGGAGGAGCGAAGAGCCGCUGAGGCUGUCAGUCAGAAAAGAGACGAUAGACUUGCAGAGUCUGGAGAAUUCUAUGAUAGUUGGGUGAAGCAGAAGAAAAAGGACCUCAGGAGGCAACGUAGGAUUGAACGUAUUCUGGCAAAAGAGGAGAAGAGGAGACUGGAAGAAGAGAAUGCCAAAAGAGAGGAGCUGUUCCAAGAGAAGCUCCGCAUGUCUGUUGCUUCCUUCGGUGAGAGGGUCCCAACGCCAAGAAAAGAGAAAAUUCAGAGGACGAAGUCUGGGAAAUCCAAUAGUGGAGAAAACAGUUCGAAAUCCAAACGAAAGACAGAAAAGGAGAAAAAUAAGGUGUCAGAUGCUCCGGGAAAACAAACUUAUCCGUCUUCAAAUCCAUUCAAGGGAGUGACGUAUGAUGAAUGGAUGAGGCAAAAGAUGAAAGAGGAUGAGAUGAAUCAAAAGAAAGAAAGACGGAAGAAAAAGAUGGAUCCUGACUUGGAGGAUAUCAUCCCUAAUGUUGCUAAAGAGAGGAUCGAAAGAGCUAAGGUUGGGAAGGGAAAGAGGGUCAACACUGGUUUGAGGAAGGAGAAGGAUGAAAGACCAGAAUGCGAUCGCCCUUCAUCUGAAAAGACGGACGCCCCAAAGCCUUACAGAUGGUCCAAUGAUGAAACAAGCGCCUCUUCUGAGAAACAAAAUGCCAAAGGCAGUGAUGUCCAUGGCAGAGGGGGACUUCAGAGACCAACGACUGCCAGAAAUCACAUCCGAAAUGCACCCCGGCGCCAGAGGGCACCCCCUUCCAGUUCUGACAAGGCCCGGGGCCCUGCUGCGCCUUCCUUCGCCCGACCCGAGCCGCAGGGAAGCGAGAGUAACGAUGAUCAUUCCGAACACGGUGCAAAUAUACAGAAGGGUAGGCCGACAACACAGAGGAACACAGAUGGUAAGAACAAUAAGGGCAGGACUCAAAAUGGGGAGGGGCGGGUCUGGGAAAAGGCUCUAGUGGAAAAAAGCCACUCACAUACUGUCCCUGCUCCUGAAGAUUUAUCAGUCUUUUUAACAGAAUUUGAUGGAUAGGUUCAAAUUUUAUGUUAGAGCCAAAGCGAUGUUAAUCAAGGACUUACAUAUCCUUGAGCAAUAAAAAAAUUGUUAUGUCACUUCUACAAUUGUGGAAUAUAAAAUCACUUAUGCAAAUUGGUAAUUUUGAGGUUGCAAUGUGUAAUUUUGGUCUUGCAUGUGUAGUGAAAGUGAGGCACAGAAGAAGUAGGCACAACUUUCCAGAUGAUGGUAUGAACAUUUGAGUCGAGGUUAAGAGAAAAAAUGAUAUUUUGGUUCUUCCACAAAAUUGCCCAUUUCAUUUACCCGAAUGGCACCAUAUUACGCAAAGAAAGUGACAAUCAGAAAAGGUAGGAAGAAUUUUUAUCAAUGUUUUUUUGAAAUACUGUAUGCUUGCAGAACUGAAAUUCAGUAAAUACUUCAAAUUAGUUUAAAAUCAUAAUCUUUAUUUUGGGGGUGGGGAGGGGUGCCUAAAGAGCUGGACAGGGGGGAAAUGACACUUUGAAGCAGAUGGGGUGCAAGGUGAAGGGCAUAAUUUGACACAUAUUUAACACUCAUAAGAAUUGCUUGGGAAUGAAAUUGUAGAAAUGUACGAGGAGAAUUUCACCUUGAAGUUGAUAAAAUGCAGUGAUUGCACGUCCAUAUGACUUUGUGCAAAAAUAUGGACAUCACUAUACACCGUAUGCUGUAGAUUGGGUAAUAAAAGCUAUUUGAAAUAUUAGAUGUUUGGCCAGUGAUCAAGUAGUUAUUGUAGAUGAACAAAAAAGGUUAUGUAGUACAUCUUGUUGAAAAUAUGAUAGUACAUGUCAAAUAGAGUAUUAUAUUUCUGUGAAGUAGUGUUGUGAAAAACAUUAUUACAAGUCAUGUACACCUGUACAUGUGAAUCUAUUUAUUUGUAAUUUAGAUCCUCUUCAGCAUGCGUCUGGUAUUGGGUAUAUCAGCAAUUCUUUGACGGGUAGCCCAUGUAUAACAUGUCUUGUAUCCGUUCAAUUUAUCCAAAUUGCAGAAAGGAAUCUCUUGAUAUGAUCAUUAACUAAGUAAUGGUAUAGAUACAAUGU
This is a messenger RNA of Strongylocentrotus purpuratus (purple sea urchin), 3611 nucleotides long. Its product is annotated as peptidyl-prolyl cis-trans isomerase G. Lineage: Eukaryota; Metazoa; Echinodermata; Echinoidea; Camarodonta; Strongylocentrotidae. The record is from RefSeq and is a predicted model, not a curated record. The coding region runs from base 211 to 2574 and encodes 787 amino acids. The transcript has 3 exons.